AUGUAUGAAUAUAUACAUAUUGAGAAUGAAAUGCCAAAGGGUGGACUUAUUGAUGAUAAAAUUGUUGAUACAGUUUUAAAUACAAAUAAAGAAGGGGAAAAUAUGAACGAAAUUGAAUUUAUACCUAUAUUGGAAAAA
Messenger RNA from Funneliformis mosseae, 138 nucleotides. NCBI's taxonomy places the organism in Eukaryota, Fungi, Glomeromycota, Glomeromycetes, Glomerales, Glomeraceae. The record is from the annotation of a GenBank genome assembly.